This is a messenger RNA of Coccinella septempunctata (seven-spotted ladybird), 1678 nucleotides long. Its product is annotated as short-chain specific acyl-CoA dehydrogenase, mitochondrial-like. The record is from RefSeq and is a predicted model, not a curated record. Gene Ontology annotation, cellular component: mitochondrion. The transcript has 6 exons. Lineage: Eukaryota; Metazoa; Arthropoda; Insecta; Coleoptera; Coccinellidae. Bases 429 to 1637 code for a protein of 402 amino acids. Gene Ontology annotation, biological process: fatty acid beta-oxidation using acyl-CoA dehydrogenase; butyrate catabolic process. Gene Ontology annotation, molecular function: flavin adenine dinucleotide binding.
UCAGUUAGAAAUAAUAGUUUUGACGUGAAUAUCGAUAAAGGUUAGGUUCUCUCUACCACAAGCAAAUUUUAAUUUCGCAUGUUAUUCAUUGAGAUAUCUUGAUUCUUGUUGUCAAAUGGAGUGUACAAAAAGUUGCGAAAUGUUUUUCUUAAAUUCCACAACAAUGUCCAUUACGUAGCACCUUAUCAAUGCACAGCAUUGAGAAAGUUGAGAUAAGUAAUUAUAUUUUCCAUCAAAGAUUAGGUAUAUUUCAAUACAAGGGAACAGCUACAAGUUUCAGAAGGAAGGUCAUUUAGUUAAACCAGUUUCAGUUUUCUUUGAUACCUCGAGUGAAAUUUUACAUUAUUGUAAAAAACCUUCAGAUGCAAACAACUUAAAUUCAAGCAAUUUGAUCAUAUUAAUAUCAAACAUUACAAUCUUUGAUUAAAAUGACUUGGAGAAAAGUAACGACCGUACUUAAAAGUUGUCCUAAAAAAUUCGUAAGGAAUUUCAGUCUUCACAAAUUACCUGAAGAACAUUUGAUGCUCCAAAAAACAUGCAGAGAUUUCGUAGAGGCAGAAUUGAAACCUUUCGCAGCUCAAUUAGAUAAAGAACACAAAUUUCCCAAAGAACAGAUCAAGAAAAUGGGUGAACUCGGACUUCUGUCAAUAAAUGUAUCAGAAGAAUGGGGUGGUUCGGGACAAGAUACUUUGGCCAUGGCGGUUGCAGUUGAGGAAAUAGCUAGGGGUUGUGGAGGCACAGGAACAAUAACUUCUGUACACAAUUGUUUAUAUGUAAAUUUAAUUGAUAGAUGUGGCACGAAGGAACAAAAGGAGCAAUUUUUAAGGCCCUUCACAAAGGGAACUCUGGGAUGUUUUGCGUUGAGUGAACCAGAUGCUGGUAGUGAUGUAGGUGCAAUGUCAACAACUGCUGUAUUAGAUGGUGAUACUUAUGUUCUUAAUGGUACAAAAUCUUGGGUAACUAGUGGAACAGAAGGUAAAGCAGCUGUCAUAUUCGCAACUGUCGACAAAAAACUGAAACACAGAGGCAUCACGGGUUUCCUGAUCCCAAUGCCAACACCUGGAUUAUCGCUUGGCAAGAAAGAAGAUAAAUUAGGGAUCAGAGCUUCAUCCACUUGUAAUUUGAUUUUAGAAGAUGUUAGGGUUCCCAUAACGAAUAUUUUGGGUAAGCCUGGAGAUGGCUUCAAAAUGGCUAUGAUGCAGUUAGAUAAGGCAAGAGUUGGAAUAGCUGCACAAGCUCUAGGAAUUGCUCAGAGCGCUUUGGAAGUUGCAAAAGAAUAUUCGGGCCAAAGGAAAGCUUUCGGUCAACCAAUUAGCAAUCUACAAGCAGUUAAGUUGCGGUUAGGAGAAAUGGCACUCAGGUUGGAAGCUGCUAGAUUGUUAGUCUGGAGAGCUGCAGUGUUAUGUGAUGAACCUCAACGCUCAACAAAAGAAUCUUCAAUGGCUAAAGUUGCAGCGAGUGAAGCUGCUACCUUCGUAUCCCACAGUGCUAUCCAAAUAUUGGGUGGCAUGGGUUAUGUAACAGACAUGCCUGCUGAAAGACACUACAGGGAUGCACGUAUAACUGAAAUAUAUGCUGGUGUCAACGAUGUACAGCGGCAGUUGAUAGCAGAUGCCAUCUUGAAAGAAAAUCACUAACAUUAUAUAAUUUCUGAAUAAAUUAUGAAGCCUAUUGAAAA